AUGGACCACAAAAUGAAGUACUUUUUAAUGGUUAGUUGUUUAUUGACUUUCGUGUUAGGGGAUAAUUUCUGUGGAGGAGGUAGCUUAUUACUGUUUAGUGGGUUCAAAGUUCAUCGUCAGUAUAGAGUUACCGGGAUGAAACCAUCAUCUCAACAAUAUCUUAUUCUUAGUCAUUGUGAUCAUGGUAAAGUUGAUUAUCAAAAAGUAAUGAAGGUUAAAUCUAUAAACAAAAUCGACUGGGAACGUCCUAUAUGUAUGUUGAAACCAAGAUUAGGGAAAACUUUGAAUAAUCCAAUAGGAGACACUGUUCAAAGGUUUGAUAGACAUCCUAGAGAAUUGAAUGCAGAGCUCAAAAAAGUAUUUGGACGUAAAGGAGGAGGACCAAGAGUUUCAAAGUUCACUAACAGGUCCCUUAAACAAAGGUUUCAUGAUAUCAAAGAUCACUUAAAAGGAAAAAUUAAGAAAUUUAUUGAACAAAAUAUACCCAUUUCAAGUCCUGUCAUUUAUACUAGUCCCACUACUGAGCAACAUAUGAAUGAUAUUUCGAAUUCCUCUUUACAAGCUUCCAUGGAAUGGGAAUCAAGAAAUCUAGCAUGUUUCAAAUUAUCUAGAAGGAAGAAAUAUGCUAAGAGAGACACCACUUUCUAUAUCCCUCAAACAUUUAUAGGUGGGAUAUUCGAAUGUUUGAUUUCUCCUCAACAAAGAGCCUCUGUGUUUCAGAAUUUCCUGUUGGAGAAAAGUUUAGAUGAACUACAAUUUGAUUGUGAUGAUUCCAUGUCUAUACCAUUGUUACCUUUAAUAGCAGAUUAUAAUGGUAAGCAAUGGUGGGAAUUCAAUAAGAAUAUCUUCAACCCGUCAAUAAUUCAAACUAUACCUUUCUUAACCACUUCCAGUCCUUUGAAUAUGAGAUUUUCUUUGACAGAAACCCCCGAUAUGUCUAAAGAUACUUGGGCUACUAAAAUCAGAGUUAAUGAAGAUUAUGAUUAUACGGAAGAAGAUAUUCAUUACAUAAGUCAAGCUUUGGCAUUGACUUCAGAUUAUAUAUUUAAACUUUUUGAACCUAUUGAUUUUGGUCAAAUCUUGAACAACGUACCUGACAUCUCCCAGUACAAAAUAGCAGGGAAACCCCUUGUUGAAAAUGAUUUGGUUAUAUCUACCAUUGAAAAAUUCUCCAUUGAUCAAAAAUUAAGUAUUCUUCUUAGUAUUAAACCAAAGAAAUAUCUUCCAACCAUCAGUAAGCUUCAGAAACUUUGGGAUUCUUCCCUAGAGUAA
Messenger RNA from Yamadazyma jaroonii, 1272 nucleotides. The record is from the annotation of a GenBank genome assembly. Lineage: Eukaryota; Fungi; Ascomycota; Pichiomycetes; Serinales; Debaryomycetaceae.